Molecule: messenger RNA, 2502 nt
Organism: Pochonia chlamydosporia 170
Lineage: Eukaryota; Fungi; Ascomycota; Sordariomycetes; Hypocreales; Clavicipitaceae
Exons: 5
Coding region: 1-2502 (833 amino acids)
Source: RefSeq, a predicted model, not a curated record
AUGUCAUCGGAUUCAGCCACAUCUGUGGCCCUAUCGCCCUCAGUAGAAUUCUACAUUGCCUCCAACCCACCCCUGACACCAAUUGGCGUCAAGCAGGUCAUGGAGUGGAUUAAGCAACGCAAUACUGAGCAUCUCAUCUUUGACAUCUUGUACGAACCAGAGGUGCCAUGGUUCAAGAUUCUGACACCUGUUCCGUGGCAGGCUAAGGCUACAGCUCUUGUCAAGGACUGUCUAUCGAAGAUUGUAGACGACAGCUGGGCUGUUGACCAGCUCCCGGAGGACCUAGGGACCGGCAUUCUUUUGGAUAUCGUUCCUGCUCCACCUCUUACUUCCUGGGCUGCUCUUUCGUUAUCAACAGAGAUAUACGAAUUGUGUUUUGAUGAGUUUAAAUAUCCUCAAGAUAUGAAAGACCUUAGUUUCAAACACAAAUGGAAGGUCCUUGUAACCGAACCAAGGUUUACGAUUGACUCACUCCUUGCAUUCCCCUCAGAAUGGCAUCAACUUGGGUUUCCUGCGGAUAUGCAAGCGCUACAGAGACUGCUACACUGCUAUAUGUCGCACAAUAUAGCGAAAACAACUAUUUACCUUGGCAGUAGCGCGGGGCAGCACAUUAUCACCAGGGCGGUCAAAGUUCUGAAUACACUCUUACAGUGCGCUAUCGCUAUUUCUGAUCACAAAUAUCAUCUGAUACACGUUGGGAACCAAGGCGACAUGAGAUUUACCUACAAAUAUCUAACUCAAAUUGGACAUUUCAGGACGACGUAUCCUCCCCUUCCCAGCAGCCCGGAUGAGUUUGUACGGCUUGAAACUGCUGUAACAAUUCAAACGGUCAGCAUGAAGAAGAAUAGCUGGAAGUGCGAUGCAACAAAGUACCCUUCUAGGGGUGAGCUUCGAAAUGACGCUGUCAAAGAAUUUAGCGCAUUUGAAGGAUACCAGUAUAGGGAUAAAACAGCCAGCUCUAUCGCAGCUUUGAUGGAGGAAGCAGAGCGGCUUAUCCUCAAAAGUGAAGAAAAAGCCAAGGGUAAUGCAGUUCAAAGCUCAGCGUCCACUUCCGAAAGCGAUUCAAAGUCGUCAGGCGGGAGCACAGCUCCUACUGAAAACAUGGCUCAUGAGCAUAGCCCCCCAGACCCAGAGACACCUCAUAGUCCUUUGCCCGGACUACCCAACCCGCGGGCUAUUUCCAACUUUAUAGAGUCGGAUGACCUUAUUUGCUUCGACGAAUCUACUAGCCCUUUUGAAAAAGAUGCGUCAAACGAACCCCAGGCAAGCUUGUUGGAUGACAUCUUGCCUUCGGACUCUGGCGUGCCGUCACGCACAACCAGUGAGAUCACGACCACAACGACCCCAAUGGAAGAGAACCUUUACAACCAAUCUUUGCCAAACCUGCUCCCUCAAAACACCAACGUUCUAGCACCAGGUUUCCAACACGGUAUAAUGUCGUCAAUGAGCCAGCAGCAAAGAAAGGGAGGCACACAACAUCUUUGGGAAGCACAUAUCAAGUCCCUGGUGUCAAUGGCUCAAUAUGUUCCAGGUCAUGUCGGAAUUCAAACUAAGUUUGGCCGCUUUUACGUGACAAACCUUCGCGCCUCCGAUGUUGAUGAUGGGCGAGGCCCAUACCGUAAAAUGACUGACAUCAUUGAGGGUUUAGAAGCAGCAACAUUGACUGGCAAUCUGCGCUACUCGACAAUUCUUUCCAAUAUUGGGCCAGAUGCCGACGCAAUCGUCGGUGCCUCAGCACCCAUUCCAAAGUGGCAGGGGCCAGAACUUGAUGUUGUGUAUCAAGUUGAGUGCGAAUUCGAUGACGAGAGAUUCUUCGUUGAAAUAGACGCUGAAACCUUCAACUACACCUGUCGUGGGCCAGAACUUGAGAUUGGCUCCGUCUUUGUGCACUGCCCUCAGCACGCGUGGGACUUCAAGGUGUGUGUAGAUAGUUCAGAGAACUUGGAUGCCUCCUUGAUACAUAGAACCUUUGGGAAGAUUAUUGCCACUUCUCUUCAUGUUCUCACCGCUCCAGAUGGCAACAAGAUGCUUGACCUCAUUGCCGAUACUAAAUUGGGGCUUUCAAUCAAAGGAGUGACUGUACGACAUGUGGCACGCUAUUUCAACGUUGCGAUUAGAGAUAGUGUGCUGUCUAUUACCAUGAUACACAAAUUAUCACCUGCAAGUAUCAAGAAUAAUCGCGGAAGAUGGGUCAGGCGUGACUUGCCAGCUCGUGCUGAUCCCCAGUCCUGGUACGAAGCACACAUUUCCUCAUUGGAAAUGGAGAGAGUUUUAGGAGAAAAUGGCUCUGUUCCUUUGGGAAGUCGGUCAACCUGGAGCGCUGACGAUCUCGAAUCGCAUGGCCUUUUCUUUAGUCUGUACGAACCGGCGGCAAAGAUGAUUCCUGAUCUGGACCGCAUUGGACAAUACAACGACAACAAACAAUCAGAAGCUAAGCUACAUUUUGUUGACUCAGUCGUGGAGCACCAUAAACGAAACGGCCCAAGGGAGGUGUUUUGGUAA